Molecule: messenger RNA, 3898 nt
Organism: Anguilla rostrata (American eel)
Lineage: Eukaryota; Metazoa; Chordata; Actinopteri; Anguilliformes; Anguillidae
Gene: ankrd55
Product: ankyrin repeat domain 55
Exons: 11
Coding region: 1385-3385 (666 amino acids)
Biological process (GO): protein localization to ciliary inversin compartment; positive regulation of transcription by RNA polymerase II
Cellular component (GO): nucleus; ciliary inversin compartment
Molecular function (GO): protein binding; transcription cis-regulatory region binding
Source: RefSeq, a predicted model, not a curated record
GCAUGUGAAAAAUCACUAUACUAAGGAGGCAGCGGGGGAAGCAGGGAGAGAGAGAGAGAGAGAGAGAGAGAGAGAGAGAGAGAGAAUGAGAGAGAGAGAGAAUGAAAGAGAAUGAAAGAGAAAGAGAGAGAGAGAGAGAGAGAGACAGAGAGAGAGAGAAGGAUGUCGCUGCUGCUGUUGCCAUGGAAAUGCUCUGUUCUCAACCCUGGGCUCCGGAACACACCAUUAUCAUUCUAACGUUGCCGUGAGAGACUGACUGCGCCCGGAUGCUUCAGAAACGGGUCAGAAUUGAGCACCGCGGAACUGGCCAUUAACCCUUUGAGAGGGCCAGGUGGCGGGGGGCUUAAAAUGUAUGGCUUGUGGAGAACCCCUCCUCCUUAGAAGGGGAAUACUAGGUACAUUCAUUUAAAUCACACCAGACUCAUGGUCAACCAGUUCAGGUUUUCAGAAUAUGCAGAUUAAAGACAGAAUGAACCUCAUAUAGUUCCAGUGCAUGGCCUGAAUGAUGUGUCAGGAUUAUGAAUAAGCCUUGUCAAUCACGGCUAUUCCCGCAGAAUAUCUACGGACAGUAUAGCAGAAUCUCAGUGGUUCCUAAACCUUGGGCUCUAAGAGGGGCUGAGGAUACAUCAUCUGUGCCUCCCUGUGACUCAAAAAAACAAAAAAAAAAACCCACAAAUUGAGUAGGAGUAUGUACACAUGUGUGACUAAAGAGACUGUCAUUGUGGGCACUUUUAUGAGUGUCCACUUGAGUGUGCGUGUACGUUCGUGUGCAUGCAUGUGUAUGUAUGUGUAGUCACCAUGUCUAAAAAAUCAUGAUUUCAUGCCUAGGUUUAUGUGAAUACAGCUGUUUGGUGUCACAUAGUUAUAAUAGCCAUUUAGAAAAUGGCGCAAAUGUCAUACCAAUUUUUGAAACAUCUCAGGUAGAACUGAAUGACAAUGGAAGAUACCUUGCCAGACAACGAUAUGUGAUUUAUGUCUCAGCUGUAACUCAAACUAGCUGAGUAGUAUCCAUAUUAGCAGAGCAUUUUUUCCCUCCUUUACUGUAAUCUCCAAGAUAAAAUUACAACAUAAAUCUCCAACAUAAAAUAAUUUUUGUCAUGUUUCAGCUUUAGAAACUAUAGGCAUCAGCUGAAAACCUGGCACUACUGUUUCAUGUGUUAGAAGUACAGAAGGCGAACAUGUUCUGUUCUGUCAUUUUAAAAAUCUCUGGCCAAAGACGGCCGUUGUACCCUUGAGUAAGGGGCUUAAUCACCGUUAAAAACUGCUGUGCAUGUCCACACUUCUCAAAGCAUAAAACAUGUACCUGUCCACACCGCUCAAAGAAUUAACCUGAUUUUGUUGACGACAACGUGCAGUCCCCAGUCUUACCGGCGGCCAAGUAGUGAUGCCAAACCUUGAGAGAAGAGCAGUUUGUUCGAAUUCUGCUGAGGAAGUCGACCUUAAUGUCGUAUACCUGGCAGCAGCCAAUGGAGAUGUCAAUACUCUGACAGCGGUCAUCCGCGAGGACCCAUCCAUUUUGGAAUGUUGCGAUGGCGAAGGGUCCACCCCUCUGAUGCACGCAGUGUCGGGUAGACAGGUGGACACUGUGAAGCUGCUGCUGAAAAUGGGGGCGUCCAUAAACACUCAGGAUGCGUGUGGACGAACGUCUCUUUCCUUGGCAACGUACCUGGGCUGGCUUGAAGGCUGUGUGUGUUUACUCCGAAAUGGUGCCAAGCAAAACAUCCCAGACAAAAAUGGACGUCUGCCACUUCAUGCUGCCACUGCUGAGACUGACUUAAGGCUCAUGGCCGUGCUGCUGCAGCAGUCCACACUGUGUGAAAUCAACCACCAAGACAACGAGGGCAUGACAGCUCUUCAUUGGGCGUCUUUCCACAACAGGCCGCAGCACGUCCAAGCCCUUCUGCAGAAGGGAGCAGACCCCACUCUGGUGGACAAAGACUUCAAAACUGCCCUUCACUGGGCUGUGCAGAGUGGCAGCAGAUUCAUGUGCUCACUCAUCCUGGACCACCACUUGGGUUCAUCCGUCAUCAACUAUGACGAUGAAAAUGGGAAGACAUGCGUGCACAUCGCUGCCGCUGCCGGCUACAGCGACAUCAUCUACGAGCUGGCGCGCGUCCCCGAGACCAACCUGCAGGCGCUCGAUGUAGACGAGAGGACCCCCCUCCACUGGGCCGCUGCCGCAGGGAAGGCUGACUGUGUCCAGGCCCUGUUACAGCUGGGCGUGGAGACGGGCCCACGGGACAUCAACGAAAACACGCCCCUCACAUAUGCAAUGUAUUGCGGCCACACUGCUUGCAUCAAACUCCUCUCCAUAGAGAGCAGAUCCACAGAAUCAGAUAGGCAGCUGCACUCCCAGAACAGUGACCACAGUCUCAGAAAGGAAGGCAAAUUCAGCGUGCUCAACCAGAUCUUCUCCUGCAAGAAGAGGAAAGAGCAUCAAAUGUCAAGACAGAAGGACAAGGUCAGAGACCGGGACCGCCACAUGAAGGAGGAGACAUCUGAGGUUGAUGACAUCAUCACCAUGUUUGACUGCAUCGUGGAGUCCUCCCCCAAGGACCAAACUGAGGACAGUCCAGACACUCGAAAGCAUCCCAGCGAAACUCAGAAACACCACCUUAAAGAGAAUCACGCUAUGGCAAAGGAAUACAAGGGGCUCCCACCCAUAAGGACGCAAAGUCUUCCCCCCAUCACACUGGGAAACUCUUUGUUGGCCAGCUCCCAAAAUGCAUCGCAAGCGGGUGCCCAGGGGCAGAUGGCCCACCAUUUUGCCCGCAGGUCUCAGAAAAGCCGGAGUGAGCAUGACCUGUUUGACAAUCGACCCAAAGGCCAGGCCGUGCUCAGCAACACGUGGAGGUCGGAAUCCAAUCAGGUACUCUCACACAAAGCGUGGACGACCCCUGAUUCUGACAGGCUGCUGGAUGAGCUGCUGGAUGAGAAGUCCAACACCCUGGAUGUACUUUACCCUCACCACAUUCCUUACAUGCAGAAAAAUGAAGCUCCGAAUUCACACCUGCUUCCACUGGACAGGUUGAAGAUCAGGGAGACUGCCCUCACACGCAACAGCUUGGCCCCCAUUCGUGACCACUGCACUCACAGGUUCUCCUUGCCACCUGACCAAGUAUCUCAGGGAGUGAAGAAAUCCAAAUCUCUCCCUCUGGGUUCCCUGGGACGGGCCCGACCGGGCCUCCCUCCACCAGUGACCUCCAGGACCCACAGGAUUGCAAUGCCCCAGAGCCAGUCCCUCUGUUCAUUCUUGCCCAUCCAAACAGGGGACCCCCUGCGGAACAUCCACGUCCUCCCUGCCAUCCCAUCCCAUAAGAAACGCAGCAUGUCCCCACCCGAACCCCAGAGGACCACUCACAGUGACCUUGACAACAGAACCUGAUGUGUCUUUGCAUCUCCCCGGGUGACACGGGGCACGAUGUACUGUAUAAAUGACUGAACCGUCUCCUGUGAGCUAUCAAUGCAGUUCAGCUUGGUGACUUUAAAUUGGCUUGAAGAGAAUGGCACAGCAAGAAUGCAGUAUGGCAAAUUACCUGUUGCUCAGUCAUCAUUCGCCCUUGGGGGUCCAUGUGUACCCUUUGUACAGUUGCUUCUAGAAUUUUCCUGGAAUUGACAAGGAAACAAUGAUUUUUUUUUUUUCGGAUUGCUGAAAAUAUUUGCAAAAUUUAAGAAUGACAGCCUAUUUUUACACAUUUUUACAUGGUGAUACACACUCCAUGUCUCAAGGCAUGUACUGUUUAUUGUUCGGGUUCUCUUGCACCCUUGUACUUGAAUUUCAUUGUUUAGGUUUGUGUGUGGAUAUUUUGCAGAUUCAAUAAAGAGUAUGACCUAUUUAGAUUCAUUAUUUUUGCACCUUGGUGCAUGCAUAUUGGGCAAUAAAAUUGUAGUUAACCAA